Messenger RNA from Esox lucius (northern pike), 1818 nucleotides. Its product is annotated as adventurous-gliding motility protein Z-like. The transcript is spliced from 4 exons. The annotation marks the transcript as partial. Lineage: Eukaryota; Metazoa; Chordata; Actinopteri; Esociformes; Esocidae. Gene Ontology annotation, molecular function: GTP binding. The record is from RefSeq and is a predicted model, not a curated record.
AUGAAGCAGACGAUGAAGGAAUUUGAAGAGAAGAUAAAAGAGAAGGAUUCAACUCUGGAGGAGAUGAGUAAAGAACUGAAGGACACAGAGAGCAGACUGGAGAAAACAACAAAACAACUGAAUGAGAACAUCAAACAUCUUCUGGAGAAAGACACUCAACUGGAUGAAAUGACCCAGCAAGUGAGAGAGAAAGAGAGACAACUGGAGAACUCUGUCAAAGAGGAGGAGAAGACUAAGAGACAACUGGAGAACUCUAUCAAAGAGGAGGAGAAGACUAAGAGACAACUGGAGAACUCUGUCAAAGAGGAGGAGAAGACUAAGAGACAACUGGAGAACUCUGUCAAAGAGGAGGAGAAGACUAAGAGACAACUGGAGAACACUGUCAAAGAGGAGGAGAAGACUAAGAGACAACUGGAGAACUCUGUCAAAGAGGUGGAAGAGACUAAGAGACAACUGGAGAACUCUGUCAAAGAGGUGGAGAAGACUAAAAGACAACUGGAGAACACUGUCAGAGAGGAGGAAAGGACUAAGAGACAACUGGAGAAUACUGUCAGAGAGCUGGAGAAGACCAAGAGACAACUGGAGAACUCUGUCAAAGAGGUGGAAGACAAACAACUGGAGGAGAGAGAAUGUGAACUAAAGGAGAAGAGGCAGGAACUAGAAGAGAAAGAUAAACUAUUAGAGAAGAGAGAGAAACAGUUAAAGGAAAAAGACAAACAAGUGGAGGAUGUCAACAAGGAAAAUGAUAAACUGGCUCAACAGGUCUGUGAUGUGAAGACUGAGAUGGAGAGACUAAGAAGAGAGACCUCAACCCAGAUGACUGUGGGAGGAGAGACCUCAGAUACAGACACCAGAGUUACACUGAGGAGGACAAACAUUAUGGAACAAAUACCUCCUACUAUGGGAGGAGAGAGCAGCAGUCCAGACUCCCCAGUGUCUCCCAGUGGGUCUGAGCUGAGACUGGUGCUGCUGGGGAGGACUGGUGCUGGGAGGAGGGCAGCAGGAAACACCAUCCUGGGCAGAGAGGAGUUUGGGGUCCAGGCCAGCCCCUCUGCAGUGACCCAGAGGAGUGUGAGGAGAGAUGGGGAGGUGUGUGGGAGACACCUGGUGCUGGUGGACACUCCAGACUGGUUCUGUCCUGGACUCUCUCUGGAGGAGAUCAGACAGGAUGUGGGGCUCUGUGUCCGUCUGUCUGCCCCGGGACCCCACGCCUUCCUCCUGGUCAUACCAGUGGAGCCCUCCAAGGAGGAGGAGAGAGGGGUGCUGGAGAGAAUGGAGGAGAUGUUUGGGGAGGGGUGUUGGGGACACACUGUGAUUCUAUUCACCCAUGAUGACAGCUUGGAAGAGCAGAGCAUUGAGGGGUUUCUCCAAGCAGGUAGUCAGGACCUCCAGCAGCUUGUAGAGAAGUGUGGGAGCAGAUACCAUGUCCUCAACAUUAAGGACAGGACCCAUGACAAUCAGGUCCCAGAGCUACUGGAGAAGAUAGAGGAGAUGGUGUCAGGAAACAAAGAGAGCUUCUACUGCAGUCAGACCUACCAGGAGGCAGUGGCCCAGAUCAGAGAGAUGGAGAAAAAGAUCCAGAAGGAGAUGGAGGAGAGGAAACAGAGGGUGGAGACAGAGAUUAAAGAGAGACUUGAUAAGGAGUUACAGGAGUCUCUAAAGAAGAUAGAGGGAGUGAUCCAGGAACAUCAGGGAGAUAUCAGAACACUCAAUGAUAGAACCACUGAAUUAGAGAGACAAGUGAAAGAAGAGAAGGAUGAGGAGAAGAAGAGAGAGAUGGAGAGAGAGUUAACGAGAGAAUCUGAUAGAAGGAAAGAG